Nannospalax galili (Upper Galilee mountains blind mole rat) is the source of this 1018-nucleotide messenger RNA. It is a transcript of the gene Rras, whose product is annotated as RAS related. The record is from RefSeq and is a predicted model, not a curated record. Gene Ontology annotation, biological process: signal transduction. Gene Ontology annotation, molecular function: GTP binding; GDP binding; GTPase activity. The transcript has 6 exons. Lineage: Eukaryota; Metazoa; Chordata; Mammalia; Rodentia; Spalacidae. The coding region runs from base 79 to 735 and encodes 218 amino acids. Gene Ontology annotation, cellular component: plasma membrane.
CAUAACCCGGCCCCCGAGGCCCUCUUGGGUUCCCCCCCCCCAGGCGGUAGCAGCAGCAACAGCAGCGGCCGAGGCGACAUGAGCAGCGGGGCGGCGUCCGGGACAGGGCGGGGGCGGCCCCGGGGCGGGGGACCGGGACCCGGGGACCCCCCGCCCGGCGAGACCCACAAGCUGGUGGUCGUGGGCGGCGGCGGCGUGGGCAAGAGCGCGCUGACCAUCCAGUUCAUCCAGUCCUACUUCGUAUCUGACUACGACCCCACCAUCGAGGAUUCUUACACAAAGAUCUGCACAGUGGAUGGCAUCCCUGCACGCUUGGACAUCUUGGACACUGCAGGCCAAGAGGAAUUUGGCGCCAUGCGGGAGCAGUACAUGCGUGCAGGCCAUGGCUUCCUGCUGGUGUUUGCCAUCAAUGACCGGCAGAGUUUCAAUGAGAUAGGCAAGCUCUUCACCCAGAUCCUCAGAGUCAAGGACCGUGACGACUUCCCGGUUGUGUUGGUUGGGAACAAGGCAGAUCUAGAAACACAGCGGCAGGUCCUCCGGUCUGAAGCAUCCUCUUUCAGCGCCUCCCACCACGUGGCUUACUUCGAAGCCUCAGCUAAACUGCGUCUGAAUGUGGACGAGGCCUUUGAGCAGUUGGUGCGGGCUGUCAGGAAAUUUCAGGAGCAGGAACUCCCACCCAGCCCACCCAGUGCCCCCAGGAAGAAGGGAGGGGGCUGCCCCUGUGUCCUGCUGUAGCUACGCAGCCCCAAGUGACCAGCACAAGCUCUUGGGACCAGCUGCCUCACAACUUGCUGUGUGGCCUGAGGUUCUAGCUGAGCCUCAGUUUUCUCUCUGGGUUUCCCAGGACACACUACACCCUCCACGUUUACUUCCUGGCCUCCUGGGGCCACUACCACUGUGUGCCUUCUGCCAAUACCUCCACUCCCCACCCAAGCCCCUUGUGGAGUGAGGGGCCCCCAGUCACUGCUGUAUAUAAGUCCUGUCCCUCAGAAAAAUAAAAUAUCACUGCCAACAAAAA